CUACUCUGCUAUUCUCUCUCCUCUGUAUGUAUCUACUGCACUAAUUAGAACCCAUAAAAGGAAAAAUCGGACAGUGCCCACAAAUCUCGGAUGUUUACCGGAAGCUCCGAACCCACCCCGACCUGAUUUCUCGGCCCCACUCCCUCCCCUGCUCAGCUCUCUCUCCGCUCGCGGUAUCUGCCCUUUAGCUGCGGGCGAUAUGAUUCCGUUCCAAACAGUGCAAGAAUCGCCAUAGUUUCCCGAUCCGGCUCUUCCCCAUGUUUCCUUGAUUCUGUGUACAGAUUUCACCAUUUCUGUCGAGUCCAGCUUCUGGGUAGAGCUCAAAUUGAGCCAGAGCUUGACAGAAGUUCGGAAAGACGAGAUCUUGAGGACGGGAUUCAGCUGGCCACUGGUACGUUCCCUGGGUUCUUGAAAUUUGUGCUUAGAGCUUAAAUCUGCGGUAGCUUCGGCUGAGUAUUGCUUGAGGAUAAAGAUUUACAUACGUUUGCGUGCAAAAUGAAGGUCUUGCUUAGGUGGGAUUCAUAGGGAUGGGACGCUUUGUCAAAUGUUGGGGAAGGUUUUGUCUCAUGUUUUUCGGUUUGGGUUUUAGGUGACAAAUGGGUAGAAAUCUCAGCCCUGUCCUGCGUAGGGAGUUGGCUAAUUUGGACAAGGACGCGGAUAGCCGUAAAUCGGCAAUGAAAGCCCUGAAGUCCUAUGUGAAGGACUUGGAUUCGAAGGCGAUCCCGAUGUUUCUCGAGCAAGUUUCCGAGACCAAAGAGACCGGGUCCUUGUCGGGAGAGUACACUAUCUCGCUCUACGAGGUCCUUGCUCGUGUUCAUGGUGUCAACAUUGUCCCUCAGAUAGACAGCAUCAUGUCUACCAUAGUUAAGACCUUAGCUUCGAGUGCGGGAUCGUUUCCCCUCCAGCAGGCAUGCUCGAAGGUGGUACCUGCAAUUGCGAGGUACGGAAUGGACCCCACCACCCCGGAGAACAAGAAGAGGCAUAUAAUUCACUCUCUGUGUAGGCCACUCUCCGACUCUCUGUUGGGUUCUCAGGAAAGCUUGACAUCAGGGGCAGCCCUCUGUUUGAAGGCCCUCGUGGAAUCGGAUAAUUGGCGGUUUGCUUCAGAUGAGAUGGUGAACACAGUCUGCCAGAAUGUGGCUGCGGCUUUGGAGGAGAAGUCGACUCAGACCAAUUCUCAUAUGGGACUCGUCAUGGCUUUGGCAAAGCACAACGCCCUUACAUUCGAGGCUUACUCCAGGCUUUUGAUUCAAUCGGGUUUAAGAAUCCUUCAUGCAGGGGCUCUGGAGUCGAACUCUCAGAAGCGUUUGUCUGCGAUUCAAAUGGUGAAUUUCAUGAUGAAGUGUUUGGAUCCGAGGAACAUAUACCCCGAGCUGGAGCUGAUAACUAAAGAGAUGGAGAAGUGCCAAUCUGAUCAGAUGGCUUUCGUGAGAGGAGCUGCCUUUGAAGCUUCGCAGACUGCCAGGAGAAUCAUGACAGAGAAAGGGCCGAAGUUUGAGAAGAACUUGAGCCCAUGCACCGGGUCAAAUUUUAGCAGCAGGGACAAUAACCGGAGGAGGAACAUCAUAUGGGGUUCAGGGGAUCAGUCACCUGAAUCACAGACCCUUGAUUCCUUCAUCGAGUAUGAUUAUCUUGUUGGGACCCCUCUUUCCUCGAGGCCAGUUUCUCCAACCUCUGGCUUUGAUCAGAGGAGCGUGAACAGGAGGCUGUGGAGGUAUGAGAACGGAGGGGUAGAUGUUUCGCUGAAGGACGGGUUAUUCUCAAAGUUGGCUCAUGAAAAUGGAGUCUCAGGUUCAGAUUAUGGGCACACUAUGCAUCACGAUAGCAAUGGUAAUGGAGUACACCGUGCAGAUGAUUUCCUCGGUUUCCACGAGAGAAGUCCCAGGAGGUCAUCUGUGACAAGAAGUCUUACUCCUAGUCCCCAGAGGCCCCGCUCCCAAAUUAACGUCGACAACAUCAAAAUCUUCACUACUCCGAGGAAGCUUCUCCACUCCCUUCAGGACUCCAGUCUCACGAGCUCCGGAUCGACAGAGAAGAGCCUGAGGAGGUUCAGGAGUCCGUCCUCGAGCGUCUCAGACUGGAGCCCAGUGAGUAAGUACGGUGGAAAUGGUUCCCAGUAUGAUCCGAAUGAUGAAAAUAAAGAGAAUGGAAGCUCGUAUGAUGGAACUGAACAACUCAUCGGCCGAUCCGAAUCUGUAUCUUCAACUAAGGAUGUUAUGCCUGCCGGUGAUCACGACGAAAUAGCACAGAGAGUGGAUGCUCCCGUAGACAUGGCAAAGAAGGAGGUGAUUGGCCGGGGAAAGAUUCGAAAGGGGUCAUAUUUUCUACUGGGUUUCAGCCUCUUCGUGCUCGUGCUUGCAAUCAUCGCAUCACCGUUGUGGUUUGACGAUCAGCGCGAAAGAUCCCAUCUCGCUCCUACUUGAAAUCUGUCUUAAAUUAUCAAUCAAUUUGGAUUACGAACUACUGUAGUGUAGACCUCUCCUGUCGUUGAGAUGCUCCUUUUCGUGUCCUGAUGUUCUGUUGAGAGGGAUUAUUGUAGCCUGAAUUUGAAUCUCCGAAGUACAAUUUGCUGAAUAGGAGAAAAUUUUUUUUAUCACA
Punica granatum (pomegranate) is the source of this 2598-nucleotide messenger RNA. The record is from RefSeq and is a predicted model, not a curated record. NCBI's taxonomy places the organism in Eukaryota, Viridiplantae, Streptophyta, Magnoliopsida, Myrtales, Lythraceae.